Molecule: messenger RNA, 687 nt
Organism: Didymosphaeria variabile
Lineage: Eukaryota; Fungi; Ascomycota; Dothideomycetes; Pleosporales; Didymosphaeriaceae
Exons: 2
Coding region: 1-687 (228 amino acids)
Source: RefSeq, a predicted model, not a curated record
AUGGCAACGCCGGAGGCUCAAGAUGCUGCAACCAAAGAGCGAAUCGUCAAGCACAUGAACGCUGACCACGCCGACUCGAUUCGUCGAUAUCUCGAAGCCUUCAAGCAAAAGUCACUCUACCAGGUCCGCAAUGCGCGCUUGACGGAUGUCUCGCUGAACGACUUGAAGUUUGACUGCGGCGGCCAGCAACUCAUCCUUCCGUUGGAUCCGCCCAUGAAGACGCUCCGAGAAGCACGCGAGCGCCUUGUGCAAAUGGACAAGGAUGCCCUUCAAGCCUUGGGUCGCAGCGACAUCCCCAUCAACAAGUACAUCCCGCCGUACGCACCGGGUCUCCAUUUCAUCCACCUGCUCAAUUUCACACAAUGCCUGCUCACCUACAUCGUCUUCUCUCGCAAGGCCAACUUCAAACCUGGAUCACUUGUACACGACCACCUGCUGUCUCGCGUCGCCGGUUUUGGCGAAUUUUGCUUGACCAUCCAGCCUUACUUAUUCUGGAUCAUGAUUGGCAUUCAUGCAACCGAGACAGUGUUCAUGGCCAGGAAAUUGAACAGGCACGGACUAACGCCCUACGAUGGCAUCUGGUGGGCUUGGAUGGGAAGCUGCUUCGUCGAAGGCAAGACGUGCUGGAUGAGAUUGGACACAGUCAUCGAUGAGAAAUUGAAGGACAGGGAGGCGAAGAAGCAUUGA